Molecule: messenger RNA, 399 nt
Organism: Pisolithus orientalis
Lineage: Eukaryota; Fungi; Basidiomycota; Agaricomycetes; Boletales; Pisolithaceae
Exons: 2
Source: RefSeq, a predicted model, not a curated record
AAAAUGGUUGAUCUUGCCAUCUGUCCAUGUGCACCAGUGGCACUUCAGCUCCUGCAGAUGGGGUACUUUCCAUCUGCACCACUGGGGCCAACCCUUGCUGUCAGUUUACAGCUUCUGAGUCUGGUCAGGCAGGUCUUUAUGUGCAUGCCCCCAAACAUUUCUGCAUGGUGCAAGUCCCUUGAAGCAUAUCUUGCUAGCAUGGGCUACAAGGUAGACACAAAGGAAGGUAUAUGUCGAAGGUUUAGUAAUGCAUACCACUGGUAUUGCAUCCUGGAAAUCUCAGUUGAUGAAUAUGUUCAACAACACCUGGAAAGUGCUGCAACCCCACCAGCUGACAUCCUCCCUGCAGUUCCAUCAUCCUCUCACCACCCUCCAGAUGUCUCAAGUUCAAGGAUAUGA